Molecule: messenger RNA, 2594 nt
Organism: Drosophila bipectinata
Lineage: Eukaryota; Metazoa; Arthropoda; Insecta; Diptera; Drosophilidae
Source: RefSeq, a predicted model, not a curated record
AUGAACGCCACGUCCACCUCCACGUCCUUUAUUCCGCACUGUUGGGCCAAGAAUUUUAAUUGCAUAUUUCUGGGGUCCGCAUUUAGUUGCCUAACCAGUGACAACGGCUUUGCCAGUGGACAGGACACGCAGCUAAAGCUCUUGCUGGAGCUGCGAUCCACCCACCGGGAUGAGUUUGGAACUCAGCGCGUCUAUAAGAAAACAUCGCCCAAUUGCGUGCUGACCUUGUAUCUGCCCACGCGGGAGAUAACCCUCACCGGCAACAAUCCGUCCGUGCUGCGGGGCAUCGUCUACGUGGACCCCAAGGCCAUCCAGGGAUAUCGCGUAUACGCCCAGCUGACGCUUACAUUUCGCUAUGGUCGCGAGGACGAGGAAGUGAUGGGUCUGCGAUUCUGCAACGAAGCCAUCAUGUCGCUGCAUCAGAUUUGGCCACGCCUCGAGGAGCCAUCGCCGGAGUCCCUCAGCCCCUUGCAGGAGGCUUUGAUGAAACGUUUGGGAGAUGGAGCCCAUCCCUUCACCCUUACCUUGUCGGCCCAUGCCCCGCCCAGCGUCCAACUGGUUCCGGCUAAGCGGUACUACGGCGCCCCCAUUGGCACCAGCUACGAUGUCCGCUGCUUCAUUGCCGACAAGACGGAUGAGAAAUUCCAUCGUCGGGCCUCCGUUAAAAUGGGCGUCAGAGUCAUCUAUCGGACGGACGUAUUCCAUCACCAGCACGCCGCUCCCGCCGAGCACUUUGCCGCCUUUGCCGGCGGCCAGCACAGCGCCCAGUCGCCACCGGCCAGUGCCACGCCCCCGCCAGCCGGUGAGGGUGGGGAGCAACAACAGCAACAACAGGCCACAGGAGCCAAGCACAAGAACAAGUCCGAGCGGGGAGACUCCUUCCCCAAGUUGCGGCUCUCGCCCAAGUCCUUCCGCUUCAGCGGUCGGUUUGGACGUAGCAAGAGCGAGAUCGAGAAGUGUCCCAACGAUCCCUUCCACAGCUACAGCAAGUCCUUCCAGGAGCAUUGUGACAGCAUGUUGCCGCCUCACAGUGGCGCUGGGGUAACCGGUGGCAUCGGGGGCGUCAGCGUGGGACCCUGCGGUGGACCUCAGGGCGCCGUCGACAAGCCGUUCCUGCUGCACGACGGCCGGGUGGCGCUGCGGGCCAGCCUGGACAAGGGCUGGUACACCCACGGCGAGGACGUGAAUGUGACGAUCAACAUUCGCAACGACAGCCGCAAGACGGUGCGAAAAGUUCGGGUCUGUGCCAUCCAGCACGUGGAUGUCUGCAUGUUCAACAAUGGAAAGUUUAAGAACGUUGUUGCCGAUUCGGACAACGUGACCCCACCCGUGGACAGGACAGUUGCGGCCGGUGCCUCCUUGAACACCACCGUGGCUCUCCGUCCGCAGCGGGGCCCCACCAAGAACUGGAUCGCUUUGGAGGACACCUUGCAGCGCAGCACCGAGCCGGAGGAGAUCACCGGCGCCAUUGCCGCCUCGGCCAUCCGUUCACCGCACUUUGUGACCCAGACAGCCCAGCUUCUGGCGGGUCAUCCGCUGGCCAGUCCGGCCGUAACUUCGCCGCAUCCCCAUCAUUAUCAUCCGGCGGGCAACCAAGCGCAGGGCAACUUCGGCUCUGCAGCAGUCGGAGCGGAGGAGAGGAACGUGUUCGCCAUCUACGUGUCCUACUACGUCAAGGUCAAGCUGACCCUCAGCGGCAUGGGCGGGGAGCUGUCUCUGAAGCUACCCUUCGUCCUGGUCCAUGUGGACGAGACCCAGCGCCCCGGCUUCGCCUCCGCCACCUUGGGCGAGCUGCGCAUGGAAAUGGAGCGUCUGGCUCUGCAGGAUGUCCCAGUCGGACGGCGCAACAACGGACGACGUACUGUCCAGGAUAUAGGCGAUGGUCCUUCCACUAGUGCAGCUGCUGCUGCUGCCGCCGCCGCUGCCGCUGCUUCCGGUUCCGGUUCUGGGGGCUCCUCCGCGGGAACUUCUGCUGCCCAGACCCAGACUCACGGCCAUCACCUGGACAGGAUCGAGUCCGUGGACGAUGAGUUCAAUAUACGGAUUGCUGUGCCGCGCAAGAAUUCCCAUAAAAGGCGACUGCAGCGCAGCGAGACUCUGGCCCGGGACCUGGAGGAGAAUGAGAAUGAAAGCGGAUGCGCAGCCGAUCUGGAAAGGGAACAGGAGGACGAGGCUGAGGAGCACAUUGUCCAGAUCCACUUGGAGCAAAUCUCGCCGGACCGGGAGCCUGAAGUGGAGCCAGAGAGAGAGCACCGGGCACCUGGCGCCGAGACAGGUGCCGUGCCAAAGUCCUCGAAUGUGUGAUUCUGAUUGUGGUCCCAGAUGUUUGCCAAGCGCAGAAGGAAGCCGUAGGUGGCAGCCACUGGGAGAUUCACAAAAAACAUAAAGGAUAUCUAGAAGAAAGGGAAAUAAGGGAAGAAAGGCUGACGAGGCAUCAAAAGAAAGGGCUCUGGAGAGUUACUAAGUUACUACAAGAAAAGUAUUCGAAGGAAAAUAUAAGUAUUUGGAAAAAAAAGGAUCUUUAAAAAAAAUAUCAAAAAUGUUAAAGUAUCUAAUGAAUAGGAAUCUGAAAGAAAAUCAUGUGAAGGUAUAUG